AUGCCUGCAGAUUCCGACAGGGCGGUUUACAGCGAUAGUUCUAUGCAUGGAGGCACCAUCGACGUCGAAGAUGGCCUCCCUGCGUUUACAACAGGACAAUCACCAAAUAGAAAAUAUUGCGCACACAUUGUCGAUGAAAACGGAAGCCCCACGUACCCACAAACGUUACCGUCCAGUGAUCCGUUUGAUUUUAGAGGUGCAGAACAGCAGUACGAUAUAUUCUCUAAAGAUUCGCCCGCACAAGCUAAACGGACAGAGAGGAAAAUGACAGCUAGCCGGCCACUAAGGCCCCACCGCAAAGUUGUGUUCAAAUUGUGA
Wickerhamiella sorbophila is the source of this 318-nucleotide messenger RNA. RefSeq lists its product as hypothetical. Bases 1 to 318 code for a protein of 105 amino acids. The transcript has a single exon. Lineage: Eukaryota; Fungi; Ascomycota; Dipodascomycetes; Dipodascales; Trichomonascaceae. The record is from RefSeq and is a predicted model, not a curated record.